UCGGCGCCGGCUCUGGUCCAGUUCCAGCUCGGCCUCUUCAGGGAGGUGGUCCGGGUCCCCGCCGGCAACCGCAGCUACCGCCACGCCAAGAGGCUGGCGGCGGAGAUCAUAGAGCGCAAGGGGAGUCAGGAAGUGGGCUCACGGCGGCUGAAUCGCGCUCUGGAUCUGCAGCCAGCCGGGCCCUGGCGGCUGAGGUCGGACCAGGAGGCUGCAGGUGUUUGGUCUCCUCGGCUGCAGGAACUCUGUGGUCGCACAGCGCGACGCUAAGUUUCCAACCACAGCGUCUGCUCCUGCUGCCUCGCACACACACACACACACACACACACACGCUUACAAGUUUCCAUGCAGAAGGUCAGCUCUCGGUGUGUGUGUGUGUGUGUGCGUUCUCUGUACACACACACACACACACACACCACGUUUUACAUUGCAUCCUUUUACAAAAGUACUUUUCUACAAUACAUCUGCAGGAAUACACUCCCACCGUGAGUGGUGAUGUUGCAGGGGGAUCCUUUCCCUCCCCAACCUUCCUCUGGAAGACUCCCAUGAUGCACCGUGCCACGUGUCGUCUUUUGAUGCCGAGCAAAACUAGGUCGUUGGUCCACAGAAGUGUUCUGCAGAGUCUCCUACUGAAUCGUCUCCUUUUCUUUUCUUUCUUUUGGUUGGCUGUGUGCGUGUGUGUGUGCGUGUGUGUGUGUGUGCGUGUGUGUGUGUGUGUUCAGGCUCCAGACUGCAGCGUGGUCGGCGUCGGGGAGAAGACCCUCCUCUUCAGACACCAGCCGUCCUCGGAGCAGCGGCUGCUUCGCCUGACGGACGAGGACGAGCUGCAGGACGGAGACUUCAUCGAGGUCAUCAUCGCAGGAUCGGCGUCGGUGACCGAGAUGAGGACCCGCCCCCACGCCCUGGUGGUCCACUCGUACCGGACCCCCACCUUCUGCCACCACUGUGGAGAGAUGCUGUGGGGCCUCGUCCGCCAGGGGUUGAAGUGCGACGGCUGCGGACUGGACUUCCACAAGCGCUGCGCCUUCCUGCUGACCAACGACUGCAGCCGCGCGCGGCGCCAGGUCAGCACCAGCCUCUCGCUGUUCCCGCCCCGCCGGCCCCGGACGCACUCGCUGUCCAAUCAGGCGGGGGGCAGCUUGGAGGAGAUCAGCAUGUCCAAGCCGUCCUCCAGGCCCGUGUCCUGGGCCGAGCCCCCCGUCUGGCUGGGGAUUGGCUGCGGCGACCUGGGCGGGGCUCAGGUGCCUCACACCUUCCACAUCCACAGCUACACCAAGCCCACCGUGUGCCAGCACUGCCACCGGCUGCUCAAAGGGCUCUUCAGGCAAGGGCUGCAGUGCUCAGACUGCAGGUUCAACUGCCAUCGGCGCUGUGAGCUGCUGGUCCCCAGAGACUGUCCCGGGGAGAGGAGGGCGUCCCACAGCGAAGGUGAGCUUCGCGGCCCCCCGGCGGACGCGGACGACGCCGACUCGCUGCUCACCGGCGUGACGGCGCUGGACGUCUCUGACGACGAGAUGUCCGUCUCCGACGGAGACCGGGCGCCCGAGACGGAGGACGAGGAGCAGCGAGAGCCGAUGAGUCCCUGCUUCAGCAGCAACAUCCCUCUGAUGAGGCUCGUCCAGUCGCUCCAUCACUCGAAGAAGAGAGCCGGGGGAGUCCUGAGGGAGGGGUGGCUGCUGCACCACACCGACACGGACACGCUGAGGAAACGUCAUUACUGGAUCCUGGACUGGAAGAGCAUCACCCUGUACCAGAACGAGAGCAGCACCAAGUACUACAAGGAGAUCGCGCUGUCCGAGGUGCUGCAGGUCCGAGGCCCCGCCCAGCUCGCCGUGCCCUCGUUGCCGGGCAACCGCGCCCACACCCUGGAGGUGGUCACGGCCUCGCUGGUGUACUGCGUGCUGGCCGGAGACGGCAGCGCGGCCUGGGAGAGCGCCGUCCGCCAGGCCCUGAUGCCCGUGGCGAGCAGCGGGGGGGGAGGCGACCACAGCCGCGACGGAGACUUAUGCAGCGGCGGCGUGGAAAUUAGCUCGGUGUAUCAGAUCUCCACAGACGAGGUGCUGGGCUCCGGACAGUUUGGCGUCGUGUACAAAGGCACCCACAGGACGUCGGGUCACCCGGUCGCCAUCAAAGUCAUCGACAAGACGCGUUUCCCCACCAAACAGGAGCGGCAGCUGAGGAACGAGGUGGCCUUCCUGCAGAAUCUGUCCCACCUCGGCGUGGUGCUGCUGGAGGGGAUGUUUGAGUCGGCCGAGUACGUCUUCGUGGUGAUGGAGAAGCUCCACGGCGACAUGCUGGAGAUGAUUCUGUCCAGCGAGCGCGGCCGCCUCCCCGAGCGCACCACGCGCUUCCUGGUGGCGCAGAUCCUUGAAGCUCUGCGCUACCUGCACCUCAAACACGUCGCCCACUGCGACCUGAAACCUGAGAACGUGCUGCUGGCCUCCGCCGACCCUUUUCCUCAGGUGAAGCUGUGCGACUUCGGCUUCGCCCGCAUCAUCGGCGAGAAGUCCUUCCGGCGCUCGGUGGUGGGCACGCCGGCCUACCUGGCGCCCGAGGUGAUCAGCAACAACGGCUACAACCGCUCGCUGGACAUGUGGUCGGUGGGCGUCAUCAUGUACGUGAGCCUGAGCGGCACCUUCCCCUUCAACGAGGACGAGGACAUCCGGCAGCAGAUCACCAACGCCGCCUUCAUGUACCCGCGCCAGCCGUGGGCCUCCAUCUCUCUGGAGGCCGUGAGUCUCAUCAACAACCUGCUGCAGGUGUCGGUGCGGCGGCGGUUCAGCGUGGGGAAGACGCUGGGGCACCCGUGGCUGCAGGACUUCCAGCUGUGGUGUGACCUCCGGGAGUUCGAGCUGCGGAAGGGCCGGCGGUUCCUGACGCACCGCGGCGACGAGGAGCGCUGGCUGCGCCACGCCCAGCAGAGGGGCCUGGACUUCCCCUCCCACCUGUGCUGGGACUCCGACGACCCCGACCUGUGACCUCGGCGCGCCGGGGGGGGGGGGGGCAGGCGGUGGUCAAAGGUCAGGCCGCCACACGCGUGGUUUUCUUUGUGGUCGUUCGCAGUGACUACGGUGCUUUUUGUGAAAAGAAAACACAACUCCUGUUUAGUAAUGUACUUUUUCUUUUUUAUUCCAAGUUGAGUUUUUUUUUAUUUUUUUUAAUAGGAACUGUGUGAAAGUGAUUUUCUUGUAUUUGCGUCUGUGAUGACGGACAGAAUGAGUGAAAAUGGAGCACAUGAAAUUAAAAUGUCGCCGCCACACACACACACGCGGAGGAGUCGACUCACUGUGGGAACAAACCCCCCCCCCCCCCCUCGUCGCUGACAUGGGCCUCCUGCGGUCCCUACAGUGUUGAUUCUUUAUUAUUUUGUCCCUAACUUGCCUCACGCACACGUACUUAAGGCCCCCCCCUCUCUCUCUUCAUUUGCCUUAUUUUACCCACAGUGCUUUGCUCCCUCUGUGCAUUUUAACGUCCACGUGCUCCCGCUCAUCCUGCGCUGGUUCCUGAGCUUUGGGCUUUAAGAUCUUCGGGUUUCACAGUGCUGUCGUGUUUAUUUUUAAGUACGAGCUCCGUGACAUCACAGCGCCCGACCUGCUCCCAGAGACGUGGUGUGUGUGUGUAUGUGUGUGUGUGUGCGUGGGUGUGUGUGUGCAACUUAAGGACGAGUCGAGGACUCAAAGGCGCUGUUUCUAAACUUCAACAUAGCAUGCAUCUGCACAAUUACACAACCCACAGGCUUCUUUCUUUUUGUGUUUAAAUCACUUUUUCAUCUGUAAUUACCCUUCUAAAAAUAUAAGUCAUCUGAGGGAGAGAGAGAGUGGGGGGGAUAGAGGGAGGGGGAGGGGGGAGAGCAGGAGGGGGUGGGGGUUGGGGGAAAAUAAAGGAAAGAUUUGAGGGGAAACAAACUGCUAGCACAGAAGGACAGCGGAAGGGGUUUCGUCGCUUGCUCCUCCCUCGUCAGAAGGGGGCGGGGCGCCGGGGGGGGGGGGGG
Molecule: messenger RNA, 3988 nt
Organism: Pungitius pungitius (ninespine stickleback)
Lineage: Eukaryota; Metazoa; Chordata; Actinopteri; Perciformes; Gasterosteidae
Gene: prkd4
Product: protein kinase D4
Exons: 17
Coding region: 543-2975 (810 amino acids)
Biological process (GO): protein phosphorylation
Molecular function (GO): protein kinase activity; ATP binding
Source: RefSeq, a predicted model, not a curated record